AGCAUGUACUGCUCGAGCCUGUUCGUCCUAGUGGGGACGGCGCUAGCUGAUGGGUUAGAUGGCCCCAGAUCGGAGUUGUGCUUUGACGGGUCCGUGUACACCUGGGACUCCUGCUGCCUCUCUGACAACUUCAGAUGUUGGCUGCCAGCAGCGGGGCUUACCUUUGAGCGCUGCUGCGUGCUGUGGCCCGGCUUCGAUGACCCCAACGUGCUGCCCAAGCGCGAGGCCGCGGGGCUCCAGGUGGCGCGUUCUGGGCGCGAGAUCCUCUCGGUGGCGCAGGUUCUGAGCUCACGAGACGCCAAGGACAUGUGGGUGGGGGGCCUCCUGUGGCCCGCCGGGCUGGCGUUGGCGCGUUGGGCCGACUGCGCCGGCGACUUCUGGAGCUUUGACGGGCGCCCAAAGAUGGUGCUGGAGGUCUUCGCGGGAGUGGCACUGCCCAGCCUUGUGGCACAGUCUCACGGAGCUGAGGUGGUUGCGACGGACUUUUCGCUCCGCGCCCUGCGGGCCAUGGGCCGGUCCCUGCGAAACGGCACCAAGCGCCUGCGCCUCAACAUGCGGCAGGCGGCAGCGCUUCACAGUGCUGGCGAGCUCUUCGAGGGCACCUUCGAUGUGGUGCUGAUGUCUGCUGGAUUCCGGACAGCUGAGGACACUGAGGAGAUCUGGCGCUUCCUGGCGCGGGCGCUGGCGCCCUGCGGGCUGCUGAUUGUGGCCUCCGCCGAGCGCAGCUUCGAGCAGCUCACGGAGUCCUUGGAGGAGAGGAGAAGGGAGCACCUGUACACAGACCUCAAGGCCCACGUCGACUUGGACCUGCGAAUUCUGCAGCGCAAAGCCGCCUGCGCUCCUCCGCUUCCGCCGGCCGCGGCCGAAUGCGCCGCGACCGCGGCCUGGCGCCGCUUUUCGCCGGCGACGGUACUUUGCAGAGGGGCCAGUGUCUAA
Effrenium voratum is the source of this 936-nucleotide messenger RNA. The record is from the annotation of a GenBank genome assembly. Lineage: Eukaryota; Dinophyceae; Suessiales; Symbiodiniaceae.